Molecule: messenger RNA, 4712 nt
Organism: Solenopsis invicta (red fire ant)
Lineage: Eukaryota; Metazoa; Arthropoda; Insecta; Hymenoptera; Formicidae
Gene: Aplip1
Product: JNK-interacting protein 1
Exons: 8
Coding region: 134-1648 (504 amino acids)
Biological process (GO): regulation of JNK cascade
Cellular component (GO): cytoplasm
Molecular function (GO): protein binding
Source: RefSeq, a predicted model, not a curated record
GCGACGAUCGGCGACGUAAGCGACAUCUCAUUUCUUGAGGGUUGUGACGAGCAGCUCUACUUCAGGCCGUCACGGCCGUCCUCGGGACCGACCCCUGCUCUGUACCUCGCUCACCCUUGCGAACGUCGCGGCGAUGGCCGACAGCGAGUUCGAAGAGUUUCGGCACUACUUCGAGAGACUGCCCCAACACCUAAAGGCACCGCUCUCCAACUACACGCUCGUACACGAUGUGAUGAUCGAUGAUUCGCCGACGUCUUCGCAAGGAAGCGAUGGAGAGGUCGGCAGAUCCUGCGACGUCGUCACCGGCGACUCCGAGGAUGAGGAAGUCGUCGUCAUUCACCGGCACGAUAAUCAAAGCGGGCACACUACUCCCGAUGACAGCGAGGAGCUAGAUCAUCACUGCUCGAUCAUAGCUGACAGCGAUUUUAGGUUGGUAACGUCCUUGUUCGGUGGACUGAGCAGCAGGGGUCGAUCGGUAGGCGGCGGCGGACCAGGACCGGGCGGGGGUGGUACUAUCGUAUCCGGUAACGGUGGUCGGGAUAGUGUCGUCAGUGAUGUCGGCGAUUCAUGUUCCAGUUUGAGCUCCUGGCCUACGCCGGAGCACGUGCCGUCGAAUCGACCCGGAAGUGGCGGUACCGAGCGCAGACGUCGAAGACUGCCGGAAAUUCCUAAAAGCAAAAAAUCUUUGCCCAUGUGCCAGACGUCUAUACAGACGUCGACCUCGCUGGCAGACGAGUUGAGUGCCGCCACCGGUUCGACGUCGGCCCGGCCUCAUCUCAUCUUAAGGAAAUGUCAUCCCAGACUCCGUCACGAGGACAGCUCGCCCGACAGCGAGAGGAUGGCCACCGACAGCGGUCAUUCCACUGCUCAUUCUCCCGAUAAUGGCCCCAAGAGUGUGUCGCCUAUACCAUGUAAUACCCUACAAAAUACAGACUCGGCGUCACCCAGUAGCACUCCAGGAAGCGGAGGCGUACCGUUCACCCAACUGGAACUGCUCGAGGCAACGCAUCGAGGCUUGCACAAGUUCAUAUCGCGGCAUCAUGACGAAAUUGAUCUUGAAAUUGGAGACCCCAUAUACGUGCAAAAAGAGGCCGACGAUCUUUGGUGCGAAGGCGUGAAUCUGAGGACAGGCCGGCAAGGUAUCUUUCCAUCAGCUUACGCGGUUGACAUGGACUACAGUGACUUCGAUCCUACCGCGCCCAAAGUUAAGAGAGAGAGAUAUCUCCUGGGUUACCUGGGUUCUGUGGAGACUUUGGCGCACAAGGGUACGGGAGUGGUUUGUCAGGCAGUGCGGAGGAUUCUUCGCAACUCCUUGCAAGAUCCGCCUGUCUCACAGAGCUGCAUCUUGGAGGUAUCCGAUCAGGGUCUUCGAAUGGUCGAUAGAAGUAAACCGCGAAAAAGUCAGGGUCCUUGUCACGAUUAUUUCUACUCGCUGAAGAAUGUAUCAUUCUGUGCGUUUCACCCUCGCGAUCAUCGCUACCUCGGUUUCAUCACGAAGCACCCCACUCUGCAGAGGUUCGCUUGUCACGUGUUCAUCGGUCAAGAAUCCACAAGACCUGUUGCUGAAGCUGUCGGACGCGCUUUUCAUCGGUUCUACACGAAAUUCAUCGAGACUGCUUUCCCGAUAGAGGACAUCUACAUUGAAUAAAUUGCUCUCAGUCUAACUUAUAGUGGCUGCGGAAAAAAUGAUACAUCUCACUUCCCCCCUUAUCCCCUGUAUAUAUCGCCCGCUAGUUGUAGAUAUAAAAUAAUAAACGCGAAUCAAAUACCCAAUUUAUACAUAUAUUGAAUAUAUGUAUAUUGUACAUGGAGCGUUUUGGGAAGCAUCACGACGAGAGUUCGAGUCUCCGUUAACAAUUUAUUAUAUUAUCUCGUUAUUAUAACAAUUUUUAUUAUCUCGUUAUAAUUUUUUCUUUUUAUUCGUCGUUUAUUAUCGAUCUUUCCUAAUUUCGUACGUGGCAUUUAAUAUAAUCCUAUAUAUUAAAUAGUUGAAAAGAAUGAUUUUUAUUAAAUACUAUUAAUUUCAAAAAUCAUUUUCUUUUUACAUAUAAUACAUACAUUAUUUUGGAUGAAAUUGACGAUAUUUUUAUAUUGAAUUAAGAAAUAUUUUUAAUACUUCCUUAGUUUCUGUUAACAAAACAAUGACAGAACGGUACAUGAAAUCGACUGACAAUGAAUGAAUGAAGAUAAAUGUUGACAUUUUAAUAGUUGAGAAGUGAUCUAUUUUCAAUUACGAAGCUUUAUUGUCGAAAUUAUAUUUCUUCGCAAAUGAAAAUAGAACAACUUCUGCAAAUUGUUUUAACCGUUUAACAGCCAAUGUUUCCAAAUAGAAACAUAUCACUUUUAAGUAAAAAAUAUUUUUUGCUAUAUCUCUUUGUUAAAAAAAUAUACAUUAAUUUUUUAAAUAAUAAGAAUAAUAUAUGUUGAUAUUUAAAGUACGUUCUUUAAAUCUUAAUUUUAUCAAAACUUUCUUUCAAUUAAAAUUAAACAUAAAAAAGUUCAAAAAUAAUUCUUUUUCAAGAAGAAAAAAUAAUUAUUUUUAAUUUUAAUAAUUUGGCAAUUAGACGGUUAAAUAUCAUGACUCAUCGUAUUAUCGGAAGGUAGUAUAUGCCUUUUUGACUAGACUUCACUCCUGUUUAAGAUCAGAAGAGAGCGUGAUAGUCACGAUGUGCCCGAAGAAGACUUUGUUAAACAUUCUCUAAUAAGCAGUUUCGGUAAUCAAUAGCGAAUUAAUUCCCAAAACUUCAAUCCCAUAUGACCAAGUUAAUCCGCUUAGUGACGGAUAGAAAGAGGAGACGACAAUAGAGAAUGAAAGAAUGUUGGAUCAUUCGGAGUUUAGCGAAAAAUCAUAGUAAAGUUCGAGCGAUUUGGGAGAAGAAGUAAUGCUUAAAUUUUUGGCGCGUAUCGGAUGUGCUUCUUGCUGAUGGCGUUUCUCACCGUGUAGCAACGAAUAGGUACCUAGAAUGAUCUUCAACUGUACUGUUCUCACUGUUAGAGAACGGCGGCCCGCGCAUGGGCGCGCUGCUAUUUAGAAACUCGUAUAUUUUUCUAUCUUUCUUUGCGGCAGAGACUCACCAAUCAUAUAAGUUUCACUGUAUGAGACGGCAAGAUUUCCCCGAAGUUUGUACACUCAAAUUUACGCACGAGCCGCGUGAAAAAAAGUAAUAAAAAAAAAGAAGAAACAACAUUGUCGAACGGGCCUCCGCAUUCGAAGUAUCAUUGUAUUGCGCUGCAUCGCAACGUUUCCAGCGACUUAUAUAAAAUAUGAACCAAAUUGCAAGUACGUACGUAGCUUCAUUGCCGGAAAUGCGAAAUGAUAGGAAAAUAGAGACGGAAUGCGAUACUAUCUGCGUGCAAUUGAGAAGAGUAAUUCUCAUUAUCAAUCGAUGUGUAUCGCUAUCGAUAUCCGUUUUUAUUCAGUUCGCUAUUUCACACUGCCUUUAUCACGACGUUGUGUACGCAGAACGCGUGUAUGAUAUCCCAGUCGCAAAUUAUUUAAAUUGAUUCAUAAAUAAGUUCCAUUUUGUUUAACUAAAUUUUUAUACAUUUUCCUGAUCAAAAUUAGAGUGCGAGUUAAAUGUAAGAGUGACAGUAACGUCAAUGAAACUUCUAGAAAGUGCAAAUUGUUAACAUUUCUUUUAUGUUCCAUCAUCCCAAUUUUCACUUCCUAGUUCCGCUUACGCUUUUGAUUCUUAUUUUUGCGAGGAUUAAAAGCAAUAAAUUUUAAUCUGUUUUAUAUAUUCUUUAUUAUUAUUCUACAUUUGCGGAAGAUAAAAUAAUUAAAUACCGCAAUACUGACUUCUUAGAAGUAGAUUUCAUAUUCAAUAAUUAUUUACACACUAAGAAAAAAUUUAACAAUAACAUAAUGAAAUUUAAUAAUAAUAAUAAUAAGAGAAUUCAUGUGUUUAAGUUAAAUAUAUUAAUGCUUAAACUGAAAAAUUUAAUUUAUAUAUAAAUACUUGAAUUAAAGAAAUUUAAUCAAGUUGAAAAAUUUAGUCAAGAAUUUUUCUCAGCGGAACUUAUUUGAAUCAAAAUCAGCAUUGGUCUUGAACUUUUAGUGUCGAGAUAUAACACACCGACAAAUGGAUUCGAUUAAUGGAUAAUUGUAUUAUCUCACUCUUAGGCGAUCUUUCAUGACCAAAGAUUAUAAUUUCCAUUUAAUGCAUGCUUGUGCAUGUUCCAUGGUGACUGUCUGUUCUCGAUGGUUUGUCAUUUGCCUUAGAAGAAAUAAUCAAUUAAAAAUUUGAUAUUAUUCUGAGUGAAUUUGAAUUUGAAUCUUUGACACAGAAAAUAGACGCGCAACUCUUAUGCCACGAUCGUCACAAUUGUAUUAUAAUUGACUUUAAAUCAUUGUGUAAAUUGUUUUAACAUUAAUUUAAUAUUAAUGAUCUCUAAAACAUCUUUUUUAGAAGCAAAUAUUCAGUUAGUUCAAAAGGCCUUACAAGCCUUCAAUUUCUUCUAUUAAUUUCUUUACAUCCACAAUAUUUUGAAUUGAAAAAUUAAAACAACAAUCAAAAUCAUCUUGUGACGAAAUCUUUGCAAUUUCGUAACUGGGAUAUCCUAUUUGUACCGGAGAAUCUUGUCAAUUUAUAGACAUCUCCUCGACAAUACGAGCUCUGUGCGUUGUCUUACUUGGGAUUUGGUGCAUGUUAGAUAAGUACAAUUCACACGCCUCAAUUAUACGGUAUACUGAAUAAAAAUUGAGAGACAGA